AUGGAGUGUAAACUAAAUAGAAGAGAAAAAGAAAAGGAAUAUGAAGAGAAAGACAACAACCUGGAAGAUGCUGACCAAGGAAAGAACUGCAAAUCUUCACUGAUGACGCUAAACGUUGGUGGAUAUUUAUACAUUACUCAAAAACAAACACUGACCAAGUACCCAGACACUUUCCUUGAAGGUAUAGUAAAUGGAAAAAUCCUCUGCCCAUUUGAUGCUGAUGGUCAUUAUUUCAUAGACAGGGAUGGGCUCCUCUUCAGGCAUGUCCUAAACUUCCUACGAAAUGGAGAACUACUACUGCCCGAAGGGUUUCGAGAAAAUCAACUUCUCGCACAAGAAGCAGAAUUCUUUCAGCUCAAGGGACUGGCAGAGGAAGUGAAAUCCAGGUGGGAGAAAGAACAGCUAACACCCAGAGAGACUACUUUCUUGGAGAUAACAGAUAACCAUGAUCGCUCACAAGGACUGAGAAUCUUCUGUAAUGCUCCUGAUUUCAUAUCAAAGAUAAAAUCUCGUAUUGUUCUGGUGUCCAAAAGCAGGCUGGAUGGAUUUCCAGAGGAGUUUUCAAUAUCGUCAAAUAUCAUUCAAUUUAAAUACUUCAUAAAGUCUGAAAAUGGCACUCGGCUUGUACUAAAGGAAGAUAACACCUUUGUCUGUACGCUGGAGACUCUUAAGUUUGAGGCUAUAAUGAUGGCUUUAAAGUGUGGCUUUAGACUGCUGACCAGCCUGGACUGUUCCAAAGGGUCAAUUGUUCACAGCGAUGCACUUCAUUUUAUCAAGUAAUUACUUGUGUCACAAACAAAGGCAACAAGCAUGCAGCCAGCAAGCUUCGGAAAAGCACAGCAUCAAAAGCAUCCCAAAUACUGUGCCCAGCCAGCUCUGUACUCAAAGCCCUGCUGCUAAUCAAUUACUGUGAGCUAACGGCUGUCUUUCAAUCCAAGAAUGUCAUGGAUAUUUUCACAAUAAACAAGCAUGUACGUUAUUGUUUAUUUAAAUAAAUGGUAAUAAAAUAUUUGAAGGGGCUACAAGAUUUAAAAUCCUUUUUACUUAUGGCAAAAGUCUACAAAGAAACUGAACUGGUAAAAUUAACCAUUGAGAGCAAAAUAGAUAUGCAAAUCUACUAAAACAGAGCAUAGUGAAACCAAAUAGAGUGUAAAAAGGUAUUAAAGCUAUUGAUAUAAUUUUUAAUGGUAGGAGCCAAAAGCUUAUUUAUAAUUUCUGUAUUGCACACUAGAAUUAUAGCUGAAUUGAUGAUAUAUUGCUGAAAAUUCCUAGAAAACUGCUUGAUAAAAAUAAAAGCACUACUAGGUUCUUUGCCUGUACUAAUAAUUUUAAUAAAAAGUUACGCACGUCACUUUUAAAACAAAUAUUGCCACUUGAUGAUUUCACACAGUAUUAUUCAUUGAUGUAGGCAACUGGCAGGCUGCAGUUACCCUGGCUGGUCUUGGAAGUGACAAAAAUCAGCAGAUUCAUGCCUUUUCAGGCUGAGCUCCAACACAGUGUGGAUAACUUAGUCUCAACAUGGUAUGGCAUAAUAAUAAUAUGGGAGUUCAUUUUCAGUAUCACCCUAAAUAUAUAUUCAUUUUUCAAGCUCAAAAAUAGUAAAUGAGCAUCACUAAACAUUAUUCUUAUUCAAUGAGUUGUGUUUAAUUUCUUCAUGCUAAACAAGAAGUUAUUUUUUAUAAUUAAGUUUUAUAUAUGUCUGCCUCAAUAAAAUAAUCUGGACACUUAGCUCUAAAUAUGAGUGCAUUUUUUCCUCCCAAAUAACAGUUAAUUAUUUCUAUACCACUUAUUUUGGAUUCUAAAAUCAAAUUAUAUCUUAAAUUUGCUCCUUUAAAGUUUAACCAUUAAAACUUGUAACGAAAUCUUAACUUUAAUAAAUUUCAACAAAUGAUUUUUGAAAAUCUUUACUGAGGUUAAUAAAUUAGCAAAUAUGAUAAAAGUUGCCUUAUGCAUAUAAAUUUAGAUUAAAUUACCAAAGCUAAUAUUCUCAGAUCUAUAACUGACUUCCAGUUACAACAUCUAAAGUAACAGAAAAGCUGGCUGUACAUACUAAAAGAAAUAUUUAAAAAUUAUACAAAGAAGUCCUUUAAAAAUUCACAUUAAAAAAAAAAUACUCCACAUUAACCACACUAUUUUUUUUUCAGUACAAGAAAAAAAAGCUGCUACUAAAACAUCAAAUUUUCUCUUAUGUAUUUGAAAAUGGCUUAAUUAAAAACAGAAAAAAUAGUGAAAUCUAUUUUAGCAGUUUAGUAAUUGAACUGUUGUUUAUAUACCUACCCUGCAUAUGAGUUGACUUUUCCUUGGCAUUUGGACUUUGGUAAUAAAAAAACACUGUAGCAAUUUUAAUGUUAAAGCAAGACUUUUUUUUCAUUAUGGAUAAUACAAAUAGCCCUGACAUCUUUUUACCGGAGAUAUUUGAACAAAUCUCCUUACAAGUAUUAUAAAUAAGGUUUUACAUCAACUCACACAAAAGAGAAUUUAACUCUUAUACCAAAUUAUUAUUGAUGGAAACCACUACUUAAAGAAAUUUGUCAUUCAUUUUUAUAUCUUUCUCUAAAAAUUUUAUCUGGAUGCAUUUAAGUCCUCCUCAAGCUUUUGAUAAACCAUGAUAUCCUAAAACAAUUAAAUAACCUAGAAGUAAAUUUGACUAGAUUGAUUACUCUUGUGUAACUUUUCAUAAAUGUGUAUUUAAAACUCAAAAUUACUUGCACUUGGAUUUACAUAAUCAUAUUGUGUUUUAAGUGUAUAGAAAAUAUCUAUUUUUAAAUUUUGCUGUUUUCUAAAAAUAUUUGGAAAUAUUUUCCA
Molecule: messenger RNA, 2805 nt
Organism: Phyllostomus discolor (pale spear-nosed bat)
Lineage: Eukaryota; Metazoa; Chordata; Mammalia; Chiroptera; Phyllostomidae
Gene: KCTD4
Product: potassium channel tetramerization domain containing 4
Exons: 2
Coding region: 1-780 (259 amino acids)
Biological process (GO): protein homooligomerization
Molecular function (GO): protein binding
Source: RefSeq, a predicted model, not a curated record